GUUUUUCGAAUGAGUUUCAUAGUCUGUAAUUUUUGUGAUUUUAUCCAGGAAAUAUAGGAGCUGUGGUGAUGAAAUUUUCCAACACAAAAGAAAAAGACAUAUAGAAGCUGUACAGUAAUCAAAUACUGGCUGAAGUCUCCAAAAACUCGGUUUACCAGCAAAGAGAAUCUAAGGCAGGAGGUGGAGGAAAAUACAAUUACUAUUAGAGAGUCCCUGGGUUGAAGAGCUCGCUCAUGAACUGUUGUAUUGAUCUCUGAGAUCCGCAACUUGUAAUAUUAUGACAGGCAGACAGACGUUAACGGAAGAGAGUUAAUAUGGAAAUUAUAUCAGAGUAUACCAGUAUCAGAGUAGCUGUCGUUGAGGAAAGACCUUUCGAAUUCACGCUCUGUUAUCGUAACGCGCUUAUCUCUGCUAUGCAAUAGUUCUAUUUUCUUGCUUUGCCUCUUGUUCAGUUAUUCCUACCUUGAUUCUAUUCGUGCACUCUUCUCCAUUGCCUACCGGUUUCUCUCAUUCGUUCUCUUUUACACAGAAUAUUCGUGAUUUGUCAUAUAUAUACCUAAAUAUGAGUGCUUGCGAGGAGUGUAAAUUAUCUGUGAAUCGCUCGGCUAAGGAUGAAGUUGUAUGCACUGAGUGUAAUUCUAUAUUUCAUGGAAGAUGUACUGGUGGUGGAAGGGACCUUAGUGAGGCUGAACUCGAUCUAAUGUCAACGCGGGUAUGUAUGAACUGUACAUCAAAGCUUCGAGCUCCAAGAAACAGUAGUUCGGAUACACCAGUAAAACGUGUAGUUAAUGUAAGUGAUUUACAGUCGCCAAUAACAGUUGAUUUUUUGAAAAAAACUAUACUUGCACUGAGAGAGGAGAUUGCUGAAGGUCAGGCAAAGCUUCAGCAAUCGCUGCAGUCCUGCUUGGACAAGCUGACUUCCAAUAUGGAAAUACUGACCAAACAAAGUGAAAUCAUUAAGACGCAGGAAAAAAUCAAUUCGGCUCUACAGGGUGACAAUCUACAGUUGAAGAAGAGUGUCGAACUUUUGACUGAUAGAUUGGACGCACUCGAGCAGUACGAUCGAAAAAAUACGCUCGAGAUCCGUGGAGUGCCAUUCUCUGAAUAUGAAAACGUUCGCGACUUGGUGAUAGCGACGUGUAGGGCUGUUGGAGUGGACGUAGGAGCCGAAGCGUUCGACGUCUGUCACCGGCUGAAGGCAAGCGCGGCGCAGCCGACGCCAGCAAUAGUCGCCAAGUUUGUGCGUCGCGAUGUCGCUCAUCAGGUGCUCAGAGGAAAGAAGCAGGUGAGGAGACUGUCAUCUCGUGUAUUCGGCUUACCAGGUGAGGAACAGCCAGUUUACAUAAACGGGUCACUAACAUUGGUACGAAGAAAGAUGUUGUCUCAGGCAAAGAAACUUCAAAGGGAGCGAGGUUACAAGUAUGUUUGGGUUGAUUGGGCUGGGAAUGUGAAAAUUCGUCCUGUGGAUAAAGGAAGGGUAUUUACAGAUGAACUGCAGACUUUCAUGGCCGAGUGUGCCUAGUACUAAGUUCCAAGUGUUUUUAUAAGACCAUUUUCAAUUUAUGUAAAAAGCUGAAUCAUUUUGUUUAUUUUUUGCAUUCUCGGAAUGGAGAGUUUUUUCUAUAGAUUGUUUCUCAUAUAUGUAUUCUUGUGAAUUGUUAUACUGAAGUGUAUGCAGGGAGAAUGAGGGAUUGCUUGAGGAUUGAUUGGGAAUCAUGAUUAAUUUUUAUGAUAAUAUUGUUCACUAUCUAUCAUUCAGGUUUCAAUAAUGGAUUUUCAAUUCAAAUUUACCCUUUCUUGGCAUAUAUUUCGGUUUAAAUCGCAACUAAAAUCAUUGAAUCCUAAUUUUAAUAGCAUUCAAUCGUAUAAUUUAAUUUUUAUUCCUGUUGAAUUUAAUCAAUGCUGAAGUUUUUUUUUUUAUUUAUUGCAAUGCUACAGUACACUAUACACUAUAUCCAGAAAAAGGACGAUGGAGUGAGUAAGUCAAUUAUGUUUUCCAACGAACUAGGUCAUGUAAAAACUCAUGUAAAAAAGGUUCGAAGAAUAUUCGUGAUCAAAAUUUGAAGCUGAUUGAUCAAUUCUCUCUAAAGUUCUUAUCGAACAUAAGAACAGACAGAGAACAACUUUGAGCUCUAGUAAGUCAAAAUUGAGAGCUUCGCUAACGCUCGUUCAAUAAGGAUGGAAAAAUACCGUACGAACAAAAAUCAAUAUGUGUGUGUGUGUAGCUAGCCUCAGCUGUAGUGCGGACAAAGAUAUUAUAUUUCUUUGCGCUCUAUAACAUUUUUUAAAUCGAUUAUAAUACAGUCUGUACUAGUAUUGAUUUACAUUGUUAUUCAUACAUUCUCAUAGAAUAUUCUAAUGUUAUUCGAUUUAUUAUAUUUCACUUUUUUGUGUGAGGGAAUUUCCUGAUAGUAUUUCUUAUUGGAAUAUCUUCCAUUUUAUUGUAAUUGUAAUUAUUUGAGUGAACAAAUAAAAUUUUGAAAUGGAAUUGAAUAUGACAUAAUAAAGUUAAUAUGAUCAUUCUUGAAUUGGAACGAACAACGAAACCUAGCUGAUAAAUGAGAAUUUGCAUUAAGAUCAGUGGUAGAUACUGUGACAUUGAAGAAAUAGAAGAUAUUAUUAUUGUCAAUGGCUAGGAAGAAUAUCAAACGUACUGUUACUUGAAAGCAAUAAAGAUUACUUAUCAACAGGUGAGACUGAGAUAAGAGCACUGUUCCUACGGCAUAUUUUUGGAAGAUUUAUUUAUUGGAAAUUAUUAUUGGAAAUCACAUUAGUGAACAGCUGUUUUGAAUGCAGUCAAGAAAUUGGAUAAAAUGAAUUCUCUUUACUACUGACCUUACGUUUCAAAACGAUUAUAUAAUUACUUAUAAAACCAAUGAUUAUUGUAAAAAAGAUAAGAGUUUCAACAAUAAAAAAUAUAUUUUCUAUUGUUGAAGUAAUUUAUUAAUGGAAAUGUACAACAUGUUAAAUUAUUAUGAAAGCGAGCAAGAUCAUGAUACAAGCAUUAUCACUGAUAAGAAUAGUAAUAUUCAUUUUUUUUGUGUUUGUAAUAAGAAUCUUCUGUAUGAAAUGUUAAUAUUAUAUAAUAAUUAUAGAAUCAACCGCAUGGACUGAUGUAAAAAUCUCUGUAACCCGUUCAGGCCAAUCAUAGGUCAGAGAAAUAACACCAAAAAGGGAUGAAAUUCAAACAUGAUAUUCUAUUUUUGUUAUCAGCAACUAGAAAAGUCUCAUCACAAGCGGUAACACAUUGUAUGUUAUAUAAGGGGAAAUAUGAAGAAAAUUUAUUUACUCUUAAAGGCAGAUAAGUUAAGUUUAUUUAUUGUAAAACAAGAACUAUUCUCUUACGCAUCUCUGACGUAAUGAAUACGUCAUACUAGUUCACCAAUAGCAAAAUUUCUAUGCAAAUUAAGUAAGACGGAACAACUCAGCCAAAAGUUUUGAAAAGACACUACUUCCCUUUUAAUGCCUUCACCAUAAAGACCUUUAUUCUAAAAAGUUACCAUUUUCUAGUGAGAUUCUUGUUCGUUCAAUUCAUGUAUUUUAAUUGUUAGCCUAUACUCGAGGGGAUAUUAUUUGUUAUAUUUGUAAAUUAUUCUAUCAAUUGAUCACUUCCAUAAAUCUGAAUUUUAAUUGUUCAUUAUUUAUUUGGUGAAGGAAAUAAUUAAUUUCAAAAAUCCCCAUGUGCUGAAGACUGAAGUUUAGACGAGCCAUCGAUUAUAAAUUAAUUUAAAGAAACUACUACGCCAAGAAGGAUCACGUGAGUUCUCUUCUUAUCUUAUGGGGCCCCACCCUUCGCUUCG
Messenger RNA from Nilaparvata lugens (brown planthopper), 3800 nucleotides. RefSeq lists its product as uncharacterized. The transcript is spliced from 4 exons. The record is from RefSeq and is a predicted model, not a curated record. Lineage: Eukaryota; Metazoa; Arthropoda; Insecta; Hemiptera; Delphacidae. Bases 563 to 1522 code for a protein of 319 amino acids.